Molecule: messenger RNA, 2387 nt
Organism: Camellia sinensis
Lineage: Eukaryota; Viridiplantae; Streptophyta; Magnoliopsida; Ericales; Theaceae
Product: quillaic acid 3-O-glycosyltransferase CSL1
Biological process (GO): cellulose biosynthetic process
Cellular component (GO): membrane
Molecular function (GO): cellulose synthase (UDP-forming) activity
Source: RefSeq, a predicted model, not a curated record
AAACACAUAAUCCAGAAUCCCUCAUGUAUAUGAGGAGGCAGUAGGAGGCACCCUUUUGAGCUCAAAAAAGAAAACAUGGCUAUCUCCACCACCACUCUCCAUACCUGCACAGUUCAACACACUCGAAUCGCCAUUAACAGACUCCUCAACAUCUUCCAAUUGACAGCAGUACUAGCCAGGCUCUACUACCGAAUCUCCCACCUCUUCCUCGGCGACGUACAGGUCUUAUCAUGGGUCCUCAUCACCAUCUCCGAGCUCCUCUUCACCUUCCUAUGGAUCCUCUCACAGGCCUUCGAGUGGCGGCCCGUGGUUCGCACCGCCCACCCCGAAAACCUCCCCGCUGGAGUCGAGUUUCCGGGGGUUGACGUGUUCAUAUGCACCGCUGAUCCGACGAAGGAGCCCACUCUGGAGGUGAUGAACACGGUGUUGUCGGCCAUGGCGCUCGACUACCCGCCGGAGAAGCUUGGCGUGUAUAUCUCUGAUGACGGUGGUUCGCCGUCCACGUUGUAUGCUGUUAAAGAAGCUGGUCGUUUUGCUAAGUGUUGGCUGCCGUUUUGUAGGAAGUACGGUAUCAAGAUUAGGUGCCCCGAAGCUUUUUUUUCACCAUUAGGGGAUGGGGAAAGGCUUUGGAGUGAGGAAUUCAAAGCUGAGGAAGAAGAGAUCGAGUCAGCAUACAAAUUAUUCAAGCAAAAUGUGGAGAAAGCUGAAGGAUCUGGUGCCAUAGUUGUGCACGAUAGACCUCCUCAUAUUGAGGUAAUUCAUGAUAAUAGAAAGGAUGGAAUUAGCAAUGAUGACCAAGCUAAAAUGCCUCUUCUUGUCUAUGUAUCUCGAGAAAAAAGACCAUCUCAUCCUCAUCGUUUCAAGGCUGGAGCCCUCAAUGCUCUCCUUCGAGUUUCUGGGAUAAUGAGCAAUGGCCCAUAUGUGCUAGUAUUAGACUGUGACAUGUAUUGCAAUGACCCAACAUCAGCACGACAAGCAAUGUGCUUCCAUCUUGACACCAAGAUCUCUCCCUCUCUUGCGUUUGUACAAUAUCCGCAAAUGUUUUACAAUGUUAGCAAGAAUGAUAUCUACGACAGCGAAGCAAAAUCAACUUAUAUGUUGAAGUGGCAAGGCAUGGAUGGGCUAAGGGGCCCUCUGUUCACUGGUACAGGCUAUUACUUGAAGAGAAAGGCAUUAUAUGGGACUCCUAAUCAAGAGGAUGCUUUUCUUCAUGAACCACAAAAAAAUUUUGGUUUGUCUAGCAAAUUCAUCGCUUCACUAAAAAGUUCAAAUCAUCAAGACACUAGUGGGAAGGAAAUUCAAUCAGAUGCAAUUGUGGAUGAAGCCAAGAAUUUGGCGACUUGCACCUUUGAGAAAGGCACAAAAUGGGGUCAGGAGAUAGGCUACUCUUAUGUUAGCUUGUUGGAGAGCACAUUCACUGGGUAUCUAUUGCACUGUAGAGGAUGGAGGUCUGUGUAUCUUUAUCCAAAAAAGCCAUGUUUCUUGGGUUGCACCACUGUUGACAUGAAGGAUGGCUUGCUUCAAUUAAUGAAAUGGAGCUCUGGAUUGAUUCAAGUUGCUUUGUCAAGGUUUAGCCCUUUUACGUAUGGUAUAUCAAGGAUGUCUAUUCUUCAGAGCAUGUGCUACGGAUUCCUCACAUUUUCUCCCACUUACUUCUUGGCCAACUGGUUACAUGGAAUCGUCCCUCAACUAUGCUUUCUUAGUGGCAUUCCCUUGUACCCAAAGGUGUCAAGCCCGUGGUUUGUAGUUUUUGCAGCUGCAUAUGCAUUUUCUGUUUGCCAGCAUCUAUACGAAGUCUACUGUACUGGUGGCUCGAUUAGGACAUGGUGGAAUGAAGAAAGAAUUGGGGUAAUGAGGGCUGUAACAGCAUACUUCUUUGGGUGUCUGGAUGUUGUAAUGAAGAAGUUAGGUGUUGCAAAAGCGAAUUUCAGGUUGACAAACAAAGCCAUUGACAAAGAAAAGCUCGAAAAAUAUGAGCAAGGCAAAUUCGACUUCCAAGGGGCUGACAAGUUCAUGGUUCCCUUGAUAAUAUUAACCGUGUUGAACUUGGUUUGCUUCAUUGGUGGAGUGAAGAACGUCAUUUUUGAGGGGAAAUUGGAGGAGUUGUUUGCUCAACUUUUGAUUUCCUCUUGGAUUCUGUUAAUCACUUAUCCUGUGCUUGAAGAGUUCAUUCCAAAGAAAGGCAAGUAAAAGAUCUUGGAGGUCUUUUAUUGUUGCACAAUGGAGGUUGUUAUACUUGUUUGGAAGUAAAUUAAUGUGUUUUGAAAUGUUUUGACACAACUAUUGAUGUGUGUAGUGUUGUCAUUUCUUAAUUUUAUGGCAUUUUAUGUCUGUUCCUUUGAGUACUAUUAUCAACAUGAAUGGAGAUACGUGUGUCCAUUAUGAAA